CUCUAGAAAAUCCUGGUAGGUUUUGAUAGUGGUUGAUUAGGAGAACAGAUGGCCGGCGAGUCGUCGUCGAAUUCGAGGAAUGCCGGAGAUUCCUACAUCGGAAGCUUCAUCACUCUCAUCUCCAAGUACGAGAUUCGGUACGAGGGCGUUCUCUAUUGCCUCAACGUUCAAGAUUCCACCAUCGGCCUCAAAAACGUAAGGUCUUUUGGAACAGAGGGUCGAAAGAAAGAUGGUCCACAAAUUCCACCAUAUGACAAGGUGUAUGAAUACAUUCUUUUCCGUGGAAGUGACAUUAAGGAUUUGCAAGUUAAAUCCUCUCCUCCUGCCCAAACAAAUGAGCAGAUCCACAAUGAUCCAGCUAUUAUUCAGUCACAGUAUGCAGGACUGCCUUGUAAUUCCUCUCCAAUACCUUCUGUUGGAGGUAGAACUUUGACAGAAUCAAAUCAAUGGCAAGAUACCCCAGUGCUGAGCAGUAGAGCCUAUCCAAGUGCAUUUCCUGCGCAUCAAUCACCAUCUCAGUCAGGGCCAUCAAAUCACUCCCAGACUGCUCAAAAUGCUGGUGGUCCAUCAAUGCCCACAUCUUUUUUUUGGCAAGGAUACAAUGGAGCACCAACCAGUGUUUCAAAUGCUGCAUCAAAUCCUAUUUCUUUACAAUCGCCAUUGAAUUUAUCACCUCCCAUGCCAGUGCAGAACCAUUUGCAGGCUCAUCAACUUCAGACUAUGCCUACUGGAUUGAUAAAUACAUCUGAACCUGUUAUCUCUGUGCCUACAUCUGUCGUAGUUAGUUCUUCAUAUCCUCUUUUUGCACAUUCUCUUACUCCAGUGCAAUCUUCUUCUCCACCUGAUAUUCCAUCUUCCUCAUCCAUAAAGGUGUCUUCUCCCUCCCAUGCUGCAUAUAUGAAUAUGACUGCUAACAAACUGACAAUGCCUUCAUUCCCUUCAUCAUAUCAAGAAACAAACCCUACUGAAGCUGAAACUGUUAGUAAAGCUGCUGUGGAUCAUGUUGCUGAUCCAAAAUCAAUCCAUCCUGCUCAGCCUAUGCCUUACCAUCAACCAUUUGUUAGCUCUGCUUCAAAUCCCUUGCUAAUGCGACCCCCAUCUUUGGUAACUCCAAAUCAGUUAGCACAAACUAGACCCCAUGUACUUUCCUCGACUCAGUUGAAUUACCCUGAUCAGGAGGACGUUGAUCCUGGCUCAGCAGUACCAUCUUACAUUCCUCCUGCAAAUUCUACUCCAGUAACUCAACCACCGUUGUUGCCGCUGCCAGUUUCCAAACAGCAUUCUCAAUACUCAACUAGAGAGUUCACCGAAGAAUUUGAUUUUGAGGCCAUGAAUGAAAAAUUCAAGAAGGAUGAAGUCUGGGGUUACCUUGGUAAGGGAAAACAAAGGGAUAGAACUGAGGAUUUUGAGGAUAAUGCUCAUGAACAAACCUUAUGGGACAAAGAGGGUCGUGGCCAGUCAUCCAAUUUUGAUCCUAAGCCUGCAUAUAAGAAGGAUGACUUCUUUGACUCAAUUUCCUGUAAUUCACUCUCUCAUGGUGCAUGGAAUGGACAGAACCAUUUCACUGAGCGGAUGAAGCAGGAUACUGAGACUUUUGGCAACUUCCAGCAAAGGCCUCGUCCCAGUUAUGGACCUUAUGGUGGCUAUGGCGCUGGACGUGGUGACAAUUUCAGGGGCUCUUAUAACUGGGGCAGGGGAUAUGGCUAUGGUGGAAGGGGCCGUGGUGGAAACAUGCAUUUUUAAAUGCUUUAUGUAUUGUCAAUAUCCUUUGAAAUCCAUGGCAACUGGUGACGCUCAAAUUUCCAUCAUUCAUCUGCAAUUACUCCUUAACAACUUUUAGCAUUAUUAGGAUAUUACUGUCUCAAGGUUAAAUGAAUGAUUGUCACUUGGGAUUUUUAUAUGAGAUGCUUUGUAGGCACCAUCUAACUGAUAAACCAUGGCAUGUUCUGUUUUAGUUUUUGUUUUUUGUCUUUUGUUUUUUUUCAAACGCAACAUUAUCCCACUUGAAAAGAAGGGGAAAAAAAAGGAAUUAUUGUAGCUUGCUUAUUAUACACGCCUCUGUGUGAAGGAUGCAUCUGAACGAAUAUCACCAACAAUGUUGGCAUUUUCCCUUUUUUUUCUUCUUUGUAGCUCUUUGGAGACUGAAAGGAUAGAUAAUGCUUGUUCUCAUUACAAUCAAAUGCCCAAAGAUGG
Messenger RNA from Rubroshorea leprosula, 2193 nucleotides. The record is from the annotation of a GenBank genome assembly. Lineage: Eukaryota; Viridiplantae; Streptophyta; Magnoliopsida; Malvales; Dipterocarpaceae.